ACACACGUGUCGGUUCAUUCACUGUAGCGUGUUAUGUUUUUGUGUUAAUAAGUUUGUGUGCUUUUAAUUCACGCGUGUCGUUACAUUUUAAAGCGGAUUCACUUCAGAACGUAUAACGCUGUGUUUUUACGACAUGAAUGCUAUUGGAGGGACUUUAUAACAGAGAUGUUGAUAGAAUAUAACAUUAUAAUAUUCUAUCAACUGCACACUGGAUCAGUGUAACAGAUCACAUUGGGGUGCCCUCAUGACGUCAUCAUCAUGCCGAAGAGGAAUACAGAGGAGAGUUUGAUCUCAAACUCAUGUCCGAAGAGAAUCAGACUAGACAACACUUCACAGGAUGUGCUGACAGUGAAGGAUCUGUGUGAUCUGAUUCAGUACGCCACACUCAGACACACUCACAACAUCAUGAAGCCCAGCUGGUUCAGUGUUUGCGGAGAUGAGCGGGUGUCUCGGGUCAAUGUGAUGAUUCUGGACGGGCUGACCCAGACUCAUUUCUACAGAUACUUCACUCACUUCAAACACCUCAGGAACAAAUACAACUGUAGAUGGACUCUAGCGCCCUCCUCAGGUGAUCUGAUGUCUGAUCUUCUCAACUCUGACAUCAAACAGUCUGAAGAACAAAUAAAGAUCUCAGCUUCACUCAUAAUGAAUCCUGUCAUCCGACGGUUCGGUUUGAAAGCGUCAGGACUGAGCAGCUUUCUGCUGACUGAGGCGGACAUGAUCAAACACAACUUCCCUGUGAAAGGUGGGCGGGGCUUUGAAGAGUUUGUGUGCACACCGUGUGAAGGAGCUGUGAUUGACAGCAGCCCUCUGUUUGGACUGGACUGUGAGAUGUGUUUGACUUGUGCUGGUCUGGAGUUAACUCGGGUCUCUGUAGUGGACAGCAGUGGCAAGUGUGUACUGGAUGAACUAGUUAAACCACCUAACCCUAUCCUUAACUACUACACGAGGUUUUCUGGAAUUACGAGUUUGAUGCUGAAAUCCGUAACCACGCGUCUGGAAGAUGUGCAGACUAAAAUCCUUCAACUGUUGCCACCGGACGCGGUGCUGGUCGGUCACUCGCUGGAUAAUGACCUACGAGUCUUACAUCUGAUACACCGUCACGUCAUGGACACGUCUCUGCUGUACCGUAAGGAGUUCGGUCAGAGGUUUAAACUCAAACACUUAGCUGAUGUCAUACUGAACAGAAAGAUUCAGUCAGAAGAGAGGAUGGGUCAUGACCCCUGUGAGGACGCAUUAGCUGCUCUUCAUCUCGCUCAAUACUUCAUCACUAAAGGACCCAGAAAGGUGGUUGAGGAUCAUCUGGAGGAUUUAUGGGAGUUUUCUCCUGACAGUGGCUCUGAUCAUGUGACGUCAUGUGUUAAUCACAGCAGCUCCCUUGCCUUUGGACACGCCCUCUACAAAUCCGGCCAAUCGUCUCUCUUCCUCAGCAGAACCACAGAUAUGUGUGACUCGCUGUCCAAUCAGCUGUGCAGAAGACAAUACUGUAGCACUGACAGAGAGGUUGUGUGUGUUUUCAGACGUGUGGUUCAGUCGUACUCACUCAGUGUUCUUCAGUUCACUGACAAUCUACAACAAACACCAGCAACAACUCAACAACAUCUACAGCAGAUGGCUCAGUGUUUGAGGAAAAUGUGUGUGUUGUAUGUUGGCCCGUUGCCCGAUGAAACAACAGAGAAACAGAUACACAAACUCUUCAGACGCUGUGGUCGUGUGCAGACGUUGCGAUUUCUGUACAACACAUACGGAGUCCACGCUGAGGUUGUGUUUGAUCAUCUAGAAGGAGCUCAGCUGGCUGUAGAUCAUCUGAAUGGACAUCAGAUCAGUGAUCAGUGUCACAUCAAGGUGCGGCGUCCGGUUGACGAGUCCUUUCUGGAUUUGGAUGAGCGCGUGUUUGAACGUCAGCAUGACAUACUGAACGAUCACAUGAUCUAUGUGUGUAAUCUCUCCUCUAAACCACAUCAUCAUGAUGACCUGCAGCAGACCUUCAGACAGUUCGGUCCAAUUCAGCGUAUCAUGAGGCCCUCGGUGCAUGCUGGGAAACUCCACAGACACGCCUUCAUCAAGUUUGAGCGCAGUGAAAGCGCUCGGGCAGCAGUGGGCGUCACCCUGCAGAUGGGUAACAGGAAGUUAUCAGUGUGUCAAGCUCUGACCCCGCCUCACAUGACCUCGUGGACGCACACGCAAACCGUUGUUACAGAAACAGCAGAGCACGAAGAGGGAUGUGAUAUGAGAUGUUUGAGUGAUGUACAGCAGCUUCAGAUGGAGCAACAGAUGAGGAAACUCGAUGGAAAAGUAGGAAAAGUGUUUCGAGCGCUGGAGAAGAACUGUCUGAGCAUCGUCAUUCUGCCAGGAAUGAGCAGUGGUGAUGUGGAUUAUCUCGGCCUGUGCUUUAUAAACAUCAAUAACGAUCACACGAUUUAAUCAUCCAGCUGGGUGUCGUCACAGCAACAGAGCAGUGCUUUUGACUCCGCCCACCAGAUGUUUCAGCUCGUUUGUGAUUGGCCUGCUGAAGUGUAUUGAUAAGAGCAAGUGUGUGAGGUUUUGUAUUAUAAGCUUUGUCUUAGGUUUUUUAUGCAUAUACUGUAAUAAACAUCACUGAAUGAAAGAUUGGGAGU
This is a messenger RNA of Paramisgurnus dabryanus, 2618 nucleotides long. RefSeq names its product RNA exonuclease 5-like. NCBI's taxonomy places the organism in Eukaryota, Metazoa, Chordata, Actinopteri, Cypriniformes, Cobitidae. Gene Ontology annotation, cellular component: nucleus. Gene Ontology annotation, molecular function: exonuclease activity; RNA binding. The record is from RefSeq and is a predicted model, not a curated record.